Setaria italica (foxtail millet) is the source of this 1489-nucleotide messenger RNA. Its product is annotated as dehydrogenase/reductase SDR family member 12. The record is from RefSeq and is a predicted model, not a curated record. The coding region runs from base 218 to 1192 and encodes 324 amino acids. The transcript has 10 exons. NCBI's taxonomy places the organism in Eukaryota, Viridiplantae, Streptophyta, Magnoliopsida, Poales, Poaceae.
GGUUCUGCAAUCUCUCGCGGCGCAGGAUCGGCCACCGAGGCGGGUUCUUGACCCCACUGCGUCCUCGCUUCGAGAAGGCUCCCAGAUUCCAGAACGAAGGAAGCUGUGGAGUGCUACAAAGAACAGGCGCUUGGCCUGGCCCCGUGGACAAGGCAACGUUUCUUGUGCGGAAGAAGAGAGGGCUGACGGGAGCAAGAGCGAGAGGGGGAAGACGAAGAUGUUCAUCCAGAAGGCAUGGAGGACGGCGGCGUUUGGGCUCUACGGCUUCACCCAGUUCACCAAAUCCGGUUUCCUGGAACAUGCCAAGAAAUUCAGAGAGGAAGAUAUGCUAAUCCAGUUGGAUGGGAAAAACUGCCUGGUGACGGGAGCAAAUUCUGGCAUAGGUUUUGCUACAGCUGAGGGUUUGGCUUCACAUGGUGCUACUGUCUAUAUGCUCUGUCGAAACAAGGAGAGAGGAGAGGCUGCUCUCAAUCAAAUAAGAUCCAAAACUGGCAAUGAAAAUGUUCAUCUGGAGAUAUGUGACCUUUCAUCUAUCAAUGAAGUCAAAUCAUUUGCAACAAAGUUCACUUCAAUGGAUAAACCACUCCAUGUCCUUGUAAACAAUGCUGGCUUACUAGAGCACAAGCGUGAGACUACAGCAGAAGGGUUGGAGCUCAAUUUUGCUGUCAAUGUGGCAGCAACAUAUACUUUAACAGAGCUAGUGAUGCCAUUAUUGGAAAAAGCAGCACCAGAUGCUCGUGUGAUCACAGUUGCAUCAGGAGGCAUGUACACUGAGCCACUGAACAAGGACUUACAGUUCAGCGAAGAAAACUUUGACGGGACACGACAAUAUGCUCGAAACAAAAGAGUUCAGGUCGCACUCACUGAGUGGUGGGCUGAGAAAUACAACAGCAAGGGAGUUGGUUUCUACUCCAUGCACCCUGGAUGGGCUGACACACCAGGAGUCUCCAAGAGCUUGCCGGGAUUAUCAGAGAAGUUAUCUGGAAACCUGAGAUCAAAUGACGAAGGAGCUGAUACAGUGCUUUGGUUGGCAUUGCAACCUAAGGAGAAGUUAUCCUCAGGAGCUUUCUACUUCGACCGAGCUGAAGCGCCAAAACAUUUGAAGUUUGCUGGGACUGCACCAUCACACUCGCAGAUAAAGUCCGUUGUUGAUAGCAUUAGGUCCAUCUGUGGCCUACCUGCAUUGGGAUGAGCUGUUUGGUGUAGCAACAAGGGUAGCUGAUAGUGAUAGGUGUUGAACGUGAUUCAUGUCAUUGUGACAGAAAUUAAAAAAAAUUUGCACCAGCCGGGAAUCGAACCCGGGUCUGUACCGUGGCAGGGUACUAUUCUACCACUAGACCACUGGUGCCUUUGAUGGGUACCUUUUGAUGGUUGUUCUAAUGAUUAUAAUGUAAUCGUAGAUCAGUAAACAUACAGUUUUGUAUAGGAUCAGUCAAACGUGGAUAUUUCUCAUAUUUCAAUAAAACAUUCUAUUUGCCCUGAAAGCUUA